AUGGUUGCUGAAAAGUUAAGAGAUGUAAUAUUAAGACCAAGAAAAUUGACGGUAUUACGUAUGCCCAUAGUACAUAGAAGAAACUAUAUGAGUAAUGAUGAAAUACUAAAAUUUAAAAAUAGAAAUAAUGAAGAAAAAUAUAAUAAAAGAGAAUAUUCUGAAAAAAUAAAUAAUGAAAUAAAUAAUUUUAAAUACUCAUAUAUGAAUGAGGAUUUGGUGACACCCUUUGAUAUAUACAAAUGGUCAGAUAUUUUAAAUACUAAUAAUGAAAAGUUAAUAAGUGAUGCAAUAAAACACGAAAAGAAUGAACAAAUGAAAAGAAAAGAAGUCGACGAAGCUGAGGUAGAAGAACCCUUGAGCGCAUUGCUCAAUAUAAACAGAAUAUUGAAAAGAUAUGGAAUAAUAAUAAAUGAAAAUGAAAAUGAUAUUCUUGUUGGAAAUGAAAUAAAAGCAUAUUUUCAUAAUUUUUUAAACAUAUUAGAAACAAACUUUGAAAAUAAUGAUUUAAUAAAAAAUGUAAUAAAAGAAGUAAAAAAAAAUGAGUCUCAUAUAUUUUAUUAUAUAUAUAAAAACUUUAUGAUUAUACAUGGAUUGCCAUUAAAAUGUUUUUGGAAAUAUGAUAAUAUUGAAAAUCAGUACAAUAUUAGUAAUAAACAUAACCAAUUUAAUGAAAAUGGUGAAACAUUUGAAAAUGAAUAUUUGUUUCAAAAUGUAGACAUUAAUAAAAUUGAUUCACUACUAAACGAAGAUAGGUUGGAUAAUAUAAUGAAAAAAAAUAUGGAUUCUAAUACCCAAGAUUUCAAACAUGAUCAAACAUUAAAAAAUAAUAGCAUAAGAAAUACAGAUAGCGUUGACCAUCAUUUUCAAAAUUCUUCUGGCACAUUUUCUACCAAAUACAAAUUUAGCUAUCCAUUCUUCACUAAUAUAACUAGCAUAGAACCGGAGAAUACAAACUCAACAAAUGAUAAUAUAUAUGAACCUAAUAAUGGUAGUAAUUAUAAUAUAAAACGGAGUAACAAUCAAAAAUUAACACAAACUUAUGAAUAUAAUGUUGCAAAUAAUUUUGGAUUUUACAGAGAUAGGAAACACCUAAGUACUAUCUCUUCACACAAUAAUAUAAAUUAUGAAACUCCCGCCACCAAAAAAGAUAAUUAUGUGAAUCCAAAUGAUAGAAAAAAAUAUAUCAAGAAAAAUGAUGCAAAUGAAAAAGAGGAUGCACGUCCUUCUACUCCAAUUGAUGGCAAAGUAAAUGAAAAAAGUUGUGAUACAUACCUGUUUGACAAAAAAAUCCCAAAUGGAGCUUAUGAAGAAUUAAAUGAAAAUAAUGAAGAAACAGUUGACAACCCCAAAGGGCAUUUCAUGGUUGAUGAAACAAAUUUCAAUUACAAUAUUAGCAUUCUGAAUAACAAAAUAAAAAAUAAUGAAAAAAAUGAGAUAACAUAUUUUCGAGUAAGUGAGGUCCCAGUUUCACCUUUAAGUAGAGCUAAAGUAUUUGGCAAAGUAUUUUUUGAUAUUGCGAAAAAUACUAGCAUUGAAUAUAUAAAAAAAAAAAUUAUUUCAAAUGAAAUAAAUAAUAACCAAAGAGAUUUGGUUAUUAACGAAAAGAACGCUGAAAUAUUGGCUAAUGGAUUGAGUAAAAUGAGGGGAGUAGUUUUAAAAUUAGGACAAAUGAUAAGUUUGCAAGAUGAAUGCUUAUCCCCAAUAUUAAUAAAAGCAUUAAAAAUGGUUAGCAAUUCAGCUGAUAUAAUGCCAAAAGAUCAAUUAAUAAAAGUUUUAAAAAGUGAAUUAGGUGAAAAUUAUGAAAGUAAAUUUGAUUAUUUUGAUUAUAAGCCAUUUUCAAGUGCAUCCAUAGGACAAGUACAUGAAGGUGUCAUAAAUAAUAAAAAGGUUGCGAUUAAAAUUCAAUACCCAGGUGUAUAUGAAUCCAUAGAUAGUGAUAUAAAAAAUUUGCUAUUUAUAAACCAAUAUACUAAUUUAAUAUUAAAAAAUUUAUAUAUUGAAAAUAUUUGUAAAGAAAUAAGAAAAGAAUUAAUAUGCGAAUGUGAUUAUAUUAAUGAAGCAAAAUAUUAUGUACUUUUUAAAAAUGUUUUUCAAAAAAGCAAAUAUUUUUAUGUGCCAAAUGUUUAUUCUGAAUAUGUAACAAAAAGAGUUUUAGUAACAUCUUACGUUGAAGGUAUAUCAUUAGAAAAAGUAGCAGAAAGCUACCCACAGCCUAUUAGAGACUCCAUAGGUCAAAGAAUAUUAUAUCUUUGUUUACACGAAUUGUUUGUUUUAAAAAUUAUGAAUACAGAUCCUAACUUAGGCAAUUUUAUAUAUAAUCCAGAAGAGGAUAAAUUAUGUCUAAUUGAUUUUGGAGCUACAAGAUCAUAUAAAAAUGAAUUUGUUGAUCAAUAUUUAAGACUUGUAAAAUCAUCCGUCGAAGAAAAUGAAGACAAAAUUUAUCAUUAUUCAUAUAUGCUUAACUUUUUUAUUGGCCAAGAAAAUGAAGAUAUGAAAUCAUCUCAUAUUAAAUCAGUCAUAUUAGUUGGAGAGCCAUUUAAAUCUAAAGUAUAUGAUUUUGGUAAUAAUGAUUUAGCUAAAAAUAUAUAUACAUUAUUACCCAGAAUUAUAUAUAAUAGAUUAGUCCCCCCACGGUCAGAAAUCUAUACGCUUCACAGAAAAUUAUCAGGUUCCUAUUUGAUAUGUAUGAAGCUAAAGGCCAGGGUUAAUGCCGCCGAUAUUUUUAAUUCUAUCUACAACAAUUAUGUUUUUUCAGUUAAGGACACAUACUCAAAAAAAUCAUAA
Molecule: messenger RNA, 2784 nt
Organism: Plasmodium berghei ANKA
Lineage: Eukaryota; Apicomplexa; Aconoidasida; Haemosporida; Plasmodiidae
Product: ABC1 family, putative
Exons: 1
Coding region: 1-2784 (927 amino acids)
Biological process (GO): ubiquinone biosynthetic process
Molecular function (GO): kinase activity
Source: RefSeq, a predicted model, not a curated record